CGAUUCUUCCCACCAUCACAACCGAACGGGCAGCACAAGCAAAGAUGGCAGAUGUCGAGAAGCAUGGUCAGCCAAGCGAAGCACAACUAGGGGAAGAGAUGAUGGAUGCCGAAGAUGAUCAAGGGGAGAACAUCCCGGUAGACGCAAGUGAGACGAUCUAUGUCAAAAACUUGAAUGAGAGCGUACAAAUUGAAACGCUAAAGCAAACAUUGAGAAAUUUGUUUGGAAUUUAUGGUAAAAUUGUUGACAUUAUUGCACACAAAAAUGUUCGAAUGCGCGGUCAAGCUUUCAUCUCGUUUGAAUCAAAAGCACCUGCUGUCAAGGCUGUAAAGGAAGUAAGAGGGUUUCCAUUGUAUGGCAAACCUAUUCAACUUGCAUUUGCACGGACUACAUCGGACGAAAUCGUAAAGAAGAACCUUGUAGCACAAUUAGGAGGCGAUGAAAACGGCAUCAAAUCAGCAUUGGAAGCACACAAGCAACAAAGACUAGAGCACAAGAAGCGUCAGAGGACACAAUGGAGAAGGAGACAAUUGGCUUUACGUGCUGGUGAAAAUGAAGGUCAAAAUGCAAACAUCGGUGGUGUGCCGGGCAUGGAUGGAAGUGCAGCAGCAGCAGGAAAGAGACAAGAAGCUCAACUACCCGACGAAUAUCUUCCACCAAACAAGAUUCUAUUCAUUCACAACGUACCCGAUUCAGUCGACAAGGAUGCAUUGGACGCCUUAUUCAGGUCGCACGAUGGAAUCAUCGAUGUUCGACAUAUCCCUGGCCGCAAUGUUGCUUUUGUGGAAUUUGGCAAUGCAAUGCAAAGUAGUGCUGCGAGAGACGCACUGAAUGAACACCAGUUCACACCCCAAAGCGAGAAGCUACGGAUCACAUUUGCCAAAUGAUCCCCCUCACACUCACGUAUUUGUAUUUGUAUCAAUCUUGUCUCUUACGUUGUACCACAUCAUACAUUCAUAUGCACUUUAAUAGCAAUACUAGAAAUACAUAGGCUUCUGCGCUUCAAUCAA
This is a messenger RNA of Meira miltonrushii, 1010 nucleotides long. Its product is annotated as RNA-binding domain-containing protein. NCBI's taxonomy places the organism in Eukaryota, Fungi, Basidiomycota, Exobasidiomycetes, Exobasidiales, Brachybasidiaceae. Gene Ontology annotation, biological process: mRNA splicing, via spliceosome. Bases 45 to 887 code for a protein of 280 amino acids. The transcript has a single exon. Gene Ontology annotation, cellular component: U1 snRNP. Gene Ontology annotation, molecular function: U1 snRNA binding. The record is from RefSeq and is a predicted model, not a curated record.